AUGUCUUACAGCAGCUGUUCCAGGAACUUCUCCUCCCGUUCCCUCGGGUGCUCCCCGUGCUUCCCGACCUCCUUCGGGGGCUCCUGCGCCCCGAGCAACCUCGUCUACCGCACCGACUCCUGCGGCCCUUGCUCUGGGGGAGCCUAUGCCUUCGAUCCCUGCCAGGAGACCUGCUGCGAGCCCUCCAGCUUUCAGUCCAGCUGCUCCAUCCCCUGCCAGACCCCAUGCUUCCGCCCCAGGCUCUCCUGCUUCCAGAGCCCCUGCCAGGGCCCGUUGGUCGGCUCCCUGGGCUGCGGGUCCCUGGGCUUCGGGUUCGGCGGUUACCGCUCCCCGAGCUUCUGCCGCCCAAGCUGCUUUUCUACUAGGGUCUCCCGGACCACUUGCUUCCAGCCGAUUUGCAGGACCGGUUGCUACUGA
Ornithorhynchus anatinus (platypus) is the source of this 417-nucleotide messenger RNA. Its product is annotated as keratin-associated protein 13-1-like. The transcript has a single exon. Bases 1 to 417 code for a protein of 138 amino acids. The record is from RefSeq and is a predicted model, not a curated record. NCBI's taxonomy places the organism in Eukaryota, Metazoa, Chordata, Mammalia, Monotremata, Ornithorhynchidae.